UGAAGACCCAACGGCUAAACAUCCCCUAGAAGGCUAGAAUCACUAGUAGUACUAAUAGUGCUUAAUUCCUGAUUGCGAAAUUCCCCUUUCGAGUCUCGUCCAUUAUUCUGGACUCUGGAGAACAAUUCUGAUUGUGAAGCUUCUUCACUUAGAGCUUAUUUAAAAUUCAAGAAUCCCGAUUUUCCCCAAAUCGAAAGACUGAAAACAACUUCUUCGCUAUAGUAUUGUACUAUUGUUGAUUCUUGAGAACAACACUGAUGGCGCAUCGGCUACUCCGAGAUCUCGAAGCAGAUGGGUGGGAACGUUCUGAUUUCCCCAUUAUAUGUGAAUCUUGCCUUGGUGACAAUCCCUAUGUCCGCAUGACAAAAGCAGAAUACGAUAAAGAAUGUAAGAUCUGCACAAGGCCAUUUACAGUUUUCCGAUGGAGACCUGGUAGAGAUGCAAGAUAUAAGAAAACUGAGAUUUGCCAGACAUGCUGUAAAUUGAAAAAUGUAUGUCAAGUAUGCCUUUUGGAUCUUGAGUAUGGUUUGCCUGUUCAAGUUCGAGAUACUGCCCUUAGCAUCAAUACCAAUGAUGCCAUCCCCAAGAGUGAUGUCAAUAGGGAAUAUUUUGCAGAGGAACAUGACCGCAAGGCGAGAGCUGGUCUGGAUUAUGAUUCCUCUUAUGGAAAGGUGCUGGCUAAUGACACUAUUUUGAAGCUUCAGAGAACAACACCGUAUUACAAAAGAAACAGAGCUCACGUUUGCAGUUUCUAUAUCAGAGGUGAAUGUACUAGAGGUUCUGAGUGUCCUUACAGGCAUGAGAUGCCUGACACCGGGGAGCUCUCACAACAAAACAUCAAGGACCGUUACUAUGGAGUGAACGACCCAGUUGCAAUGAAGCUGCUCAACAAGGCUGGUGAAAUGCAGACACUCGAGCCUCCAGAGGAUGAGAGCAUCAAGACUCUAUAUGUGGGUGGACUUGAUGCCAGAAUUACCGAGCAAGACCUUAGAGAUAACUUUUAUGCCCAUGGUGAAAUAGAGUCUAUUCGGAUGGUUCUCCAGCGAGCUUGCGCUUUUGUGACAUACACCACUCGAGAAGCCGCAGAAAAGGCUGCAGAAGAACUAUCGAACAAACUCGUCAUAAGGGGUCUGAGGCUGAAGCUAAUGUGGGGUAGACCUCAACAGCCCAAGCCUGAGACAGAUGUCGCUGAACAAGCAGCACAACAGGCUGCAGUGGCACACAGUGGGAUGCUUCCUAGAGCCGUCAUAUCUCAGCAACAGACUCAACUUCUUCCUCCUGGCACAAGUCAGGAUCAGAUCUCUGCACCGGUGCCGUAUUUUAAUAUUCCACUCCCACCGCAGCAGGAUAGAGCGUUCUACCCAUCUAUGGAUCCACAACGAAUGGGUGCGCUCAUCCCAUCUCAUGAAGGAUCCUCAAAUAGUGCAUCUGGGUUGGAGGAAAACAAAAACGGAUCUGAAAAGCAGCCUCAAGUACACCAACCAUAUGGCUACCCGGGUAUGCCGCCUUCCUCGGGUCACUAUCAACAACCGUUUUACCCACCUUAUGGUUAUAUGCCACCACCACCGCCUCCUCAUUACCAGCAUUACCCUCCAGCCCAAUACCCGCACCACCAACCUACCGCAACUCCCCAACCUCCAGCAUCUCAGCCGAAGUAGUAGUAUCUGCAGCCUGCAUCACCUAGGAUUUCUAGAUAUUUAAUCAGAAUUUAUUGAGUUAUGCCUCUAUUUUGACAUCCUUUAUAGUAAGCUAAACUCACCCAAAUUGAAAUUUAUGUAACAUCUAGGUAAUUUUGACCUCAUAGCAUUGGGUUGCUUGUAUUUUCCGAUAAAUAUUUAUUAAUGCUUACCGGUUACACAACUUGUUGUGAGAGACGCAUUAGAUAUAUGGGCUAAAUAGCCUAAUUAAUAAGAGUGUGGACUUCUUGCUUUGAGUUCGUCUCUUUAAGAGAUGGUAUCUCACAAGAGUGGCUGAACUGGUUAUAUCCUUGGAACAAAAAGGGGAUCAAGGAAUUGCUGUAGACUUUGGCUGGUUGUAUGGAUGCAUCAAUGGCAUUGAAAGAAAACCGUUAACUCAGAUCUCAUUAGAUGUUUUCGAUUGUGACUGUGUUGAUUGACAUCAAAAUCUACCCGACUUAUCGUAUCAUGCACGGUGCAACUACGAAAAAGAUCGGCAAGGUGGCAAUUGUCUCAAGUCAAUGUAAUACUACUACAAGCAAACUUAUAGUUUCUAAGUAGCCGUUAAUAAUAUCAAAU
Messenger RNA from Amaranthus tricolor (Joseph's coat), 2255 nucleotides. Its product is annotated as zinc finger CCCH domain-containing protein 49-like. Gene Ontology annotation, cellular component: U2-type catalytic step 1 spliceosome; U2-type catalytic step 2 spliceosome; Prp19 complex. Bases 258 to 1658 code for a protein of 466 amino acids. Gene Ontology annotation, molecular function: U6 snRNA binding; pre-mRNA binding; metal ion binding. The transcript has 5 exons. The record is from RefSeq and is a predicted model, not a curated record. Lineage: Eukaryota; Viridiplantae; Streptophyta; Magnoliopsida; Caryophyllales; Amaranthaceae.